Molecule: messenger RNA, 1037 nt
Organism: Pyricularia oryzae 70-15
Lineage: Eukaryota; Fungi; Ascomycota; Sordariomycetes; Magnaporthales; Pyriculariaceae
Exons: 3
Coding region: 155-619 (154 amino acids)
Biological process (GO): proton transmembrane transport; proton motive force-driven ATP synthesis
Molecular function (GO): proton transmembrane transporter activity
Source: RefSeq, a predicted model, not a curated record
CGAGGCAAACCCAAUUCCCUUUUGUUUCCUCCAAGCAGCUCUCCUCUCACUCACACACCCAUUCAAAAGCUCUCACAUACCAUCCAUCUGCAGCCGUCUUCUAUUUUCCAAACUUGUCCAUUUCGUUCAUAUCAAUUCCAUCAAAACAUUCACAAUGUUCGCGGCCAACAGAAUCAGCGGAGCCAUCGCUCGCACCAGCAAGCCCCAGACGACCCGUCUGAUGUCCACUAUCCGGGCUCCGGCACGCAUUCAGAGCUCAAUCAUCAGCAGCACCCGUCAGCCCGUCGCCAAGCAUGGUCUGUUGAUGAACAGCGCCCGCGGCAGCAUCAACUCGGUUAUCGCACGCAAUGCCAUGCAAUCGCGCGGCGUUGUCGCCGAGACGGCCGCUGCUGCCAUGAUUGCCGCCGCUAAGGCUCAAGGUGCCGGUCUUGCCACCAUUGGUCUGGCUGGUGCUGGUGUCGGUAUCGGAACAGUCUUCGGUGCCCUCAUCCAGGGUGUCGCUCGCAACCCAGCUCUUCGUGGUCAGCUUUUCAGCUACGCCAUUCUGGGUUUCGCUUUCUCGGAAGCCACUGGUCUUUUCGCCCUCAUGGUUGCUUUCUUGCUCAUGUACGUCUACUAGAGCUUCGGCACCAAGGACAUUUCGAGAAGAGACAUUUCGUCGAUGCUCGAGGAUCUUGAAAAGGCCCACAGUCAAUCGUCACCGCCGAUUCGAGAUGGGUCCAGCCUAAAAGUUUGGAAUCUGGGGAGAUCCUUGUAAAAUAUCUCGGGAGGGAAGUGGAGUUUAGAUGUGGACGAAGCCUUAGAUUACGGGUUCGCUUGAUGGCUCGUGCUCUACCGUUAGGGGCUCGGCGUUAAACUCGAAAAGAAAUAAACGCUCGGCAAGCAAUGGUCAAUUUCCUUGCGUCUUCCAAAAGCACUCUCUUUCGUCUGUUCCGCUGAUGUCAAGAGCUCUAUUUAAGCCUUAUUUUUCGUACGAGUGAUAUUCUUAAUACAGCCGCCGGUGGUCAAAAGAGACACGGCUCAAUUCUCAAGACCAA